Messenger RNA from Aspergillus glaucus CBS 516.65, 360 nucleotides. RefSeq lists its product as uncharacterized. Lineage: Eukaryota; Fungi; Ascomycota; Eurotiomycetes; Eurotiales; Aspergillaceae. The transcript has 2 exons. Bases 52 to 258 code for a protein of 68 amino acids. The record is from RefSeq and is a predicted model, not a curated record.
GGGGAUUGAGGUGACGACGGAGGAAUACUAGCCAGAAAGGGUUGGUUAUGGAUGUAUGAGUUAUGUUAUAUGGGGAUGGUUUAUGCUUUCGUAAAUAUAUUUUUUUCUUUGUUUAAUUGUUCGGAUACCCAAUAUAAUCAGAUGUUUUCUUUUUUUAUCGAUGUAUAUAUACUUGCUGAAUACAUGAAUCAUGCAUUGUUCUAUAAUGUCCGAUCUAUAGACAUCUGGGUAAGGUUCAUUAGUGUACGGAUAGGAUAGGAUCCCGUAAAAGCUAAGUAUACCUUUGGAACCAAUAGACUAUUUAUCAUCUCUUUGCGCCUCCUUCACAUCAUUACAAAACAACCACCUCGUUCUAGGAUC